This is a messenger RNA of Meloidogyne enterolobii, 533 nucleotides long. The record is from the annotation of a GenBank genome assembly. NCBI's taxonomy places the organism in Eukaryota, Metazoa, Nematoda, Chromadorea, Rhabditida, Meloidogynidae.
AGAUUGUGGGAGACAUUUGGAGGUGGUGGCGGGGUUAGUAAUGUCUGUAUAUAGUUAGGGUUAAUAUAAAUCUUAUUAAGGGGAGUGGGUUUCGAAAUUGUGUGUUUUUUGUGAAUCUUUUUAUUUCUUUUCCUCUUCCCCUUUCUUACUGAAUUCUUCUUUAUUGUUUGUUCGUGGAUGGUGCCGUAUUCGAUGGUGCCAGUUUCCAAUAUGCGCACUCGGGCGGCGAUGUUGUAGCUUUGUGGGAGUUUGAAGGAAGCCAGGGACGGUGGUUUGAAGGAAGCCAGUGAAGGGAGUUUGAAGGAGGCCAGUGAAGGGAGUUGUGGGCGAGUUGAAGUAGUUUCUGUUGAUGGUGGUGCUGAGGAUUCUGUGGUGGCAAUUCCAAUUGUUGGAGUCUGGUCGCAAUCCAUGUUGGGGUCGGUUGAUUGUGGAUGAUGGGGUAAUUUCAAAUAUCGCUCGGAGCGCCCUCCGCCCCGGAAUAAAGUUGGGUGGUUUUGGGCUUCCAUAAUGUGAUUAGUACGGACAAUGUUGUC